AUGUCCAAAAGAGCUGCCGACGCGUCUGAGGAGCACUCCGCUGCCCUCAAGGCCGGAGAGCGGCCGGUCGCCGAUGACAUUCCGGAUGAGGUGGGGGAGUUUGAAGAUGAGUUCGAGGAUGAAUUCGAGAGUGAGGACGAGAUUUUGGAAGCAGGCGUCGAUGGGAGACCUGAUGCGGAGCGCGAGGAAGAGGAAAAAGACGCUAUGGAGGUUGACAAGCAGACAUUUAUCCCUGGAAGAACAAAACUAGCUCCUGGAGAGGUACUGUCUCCGGAUCCGUCUACGUACGACAUGUUACACACGCUCAGCACACCAUGGCCUUGCCUCUCAUUUGACAUUGUGCGCGAUUCCCUUGGCGACAACCGAAAGACAUACCCUGCGACGGUCUACGCAGUUUCUGGUACACAGGCGGCGGGAGGAAGAUCAAAGGAGAACGAACUGCUGGUGAUCAAGAUGAGCGGUCUCAGCAAGAUGGAGAAAGAGAACGAUACAGAUUCGGAGAGUGAUUCUGAUUCAGAUGAUGAUUCCGAUGAGCCGAUUCUCGAGUCGAAGAGCAUUCCUCUCGGAUCAACAACGAACAGAAUCCGCGCCCACCAAACCCCUUCCCAGUCCGCGGACUACUCCAGGCCGCCACAGACCAUCACGGCGACCAUGCUCGAAAACUCCCAGGUCGUCAUCCACGAUGUGACUCCUUAUCUGACCAGCUUCGACGUCCCUGGCACAGUAUUGCCUCCUUCAGCCUCCAAGCCGCUCUCAACCCUGCGCAUGCACAAGUCCGAGGGCUACGCUCUGGACUGGUCCCCACUCCAGCCCCUUGGAAAGUUGUUGACUGGUGACAAUGACGGAUUCAUCUACGUUACAACACGCACUGAAGGAGGAGGUUGGGUCACAGACUCCCGGCCAUUCACCGGCCACACAUCUUCUGUCGAAGAGCUACAAUGGUCACCAAAUGAGCGCAAUGUGUUUGCUUCCGCCAGCAGCGACGGAAGCGUGAAAGUCUGGGACGUCCGGUCAAAGUCACGCAAGCCCGCCGUUGACGUCAAGGUCUCCAACACAGACGUCAAUGUCAUGAGCUGGUCGAACCAGACCUUCCAUCUCCUUGCCACGGGUGCUGACGAUGGGCAAUGGGCGGUCUGGGAUCUGAGACACUGGAAGCCGAAUGCGUCCGCCCCGUCGGCACAGAUCAAAGCAUCGCCAGUCGCAGCUUUCGACUUCCAUCGUGAGCCCGUCACCAGUAUCGAGUGGCACCCCACAGACGACAGUGUUGUUGCUGUCGGUUCUGCCGAUAAUACCGUCACCCUCUGGGAUCUGGCUGUGGAGCUUGAUGAAGAAGAGAGUCGCGAGGCUGGCCUGGCUGAAGUGCCUCCCCAGCUGUUGUUCGUUCAUUACAUGGAGUCUGUCAAGGAGGUUCAUUGGCAGGCUCAGAUGCCUGGUACCGUCAUGGCGACAGGCAGCUCUGGAUUCAGUGUCUUCAAGACGAUCAUGACAUUCGUCCUUGAAGCGGCAGAUGAUUCUGCGGAAGGGGAAGAGACAGAUGCGCCGCAAGACUCUCACGAUGAAGCACCGCCUUCAGAACAGAUUCCAGCAACACCUAGUGCUGUAUUUCCGGAUAUAGCAUCUCUACUCCUACCAGGACCAACGAAGCCUUACGAUUCAGUGAUUGAAAGCCACCCGCUAGACCUCCCAGCACCUCCCCCAUCGAUACCUGACGAAACCCAACUGAUACUUCCCUCAUCUACUGCCAUCUCGCCAAAUGCACUGAAUAACAUAGUUUCUCCUUUGCCAUCAACAGCAUGGACAGAUGCGACAUCCUCAUGGAGUCCGAUAAGCCCGCGGGCGAUCGCUUCGCCAAAGUUGUCCUCGCGAGAGGCAUACUUGUUACGUUCUUUCAUCUCCAAGAUAGCUCCUUGGACCGACAUAUGCGACUCGCGCUCUCAUUUUUCAACCGAGGUACCACGCCGGGCAUUGGAAGUGCCUAUGGUCCUCAAGGCCGUUCUAGCUCUCGCAGCCAGACAUGACGCCAUCCUGUCGGACUCUAGCGACUGGGAAGCCGCCGAAUAUCACGGUCAGUGUCUGGAGCUCUUGAUCGCUGCGCUGGCGCAGCCGGAGGAUACAUACGACGACAACCUCCUUAUCACGGUCGUGAUUCUCCGUAUCUACGAGGAACUGGAAAGCAACAACGACGAGAAGUACCAUUUGUUCGGCUCAAACCGCCUCCUCAACACCAUGUCCAGAUCAGCGUCAUCCGGGGGCCUAGCCGAAGCAGUGAGCUGGCAGUUCCUGCGGCAGGCGAUAUACGCAUCUGUCGUCCAGCAUCAACCUAUGCAGCUGGACCUGGAGAACUAUGAGCGCUCGGCUGUCUUUCAUCGCCGCGACGAUGCUGCGUAUGCCAAUGUCAUCAUCUACCUCUGUGCUCGGAUUCUGCAGUGCGGAGGAGCGCAUACUCGUGGCAUGGACGAGAAGACAUGGCGCCAACUCUCUGAUAGUGUCGAGCAAUGGCAUCGAGCAAAGCCAAUCAGUUGGCAACCGUUGAAGUACAAACCAGCGGACGUUGCGGAGAAUCGACCGUUCCCUGAGAUAUGGAUGAUGUCUCCGCCAGCAGUGGUCGGAAUGCAGUACUAUCACACCUCCUGUAUAUUUCUCACUUUGUCAAAUCGACACUGGCAAGCUGCGAGCGACUACGAGCUGGCUCGUUCGCAACGUAUAGUAGAGAAUACAAUCGCAUCACAUCUUAACAUGGUCAUCGGCUUGUCCAUGUCAAAUGAGACAGUCGAGAAUGCAUACUUUAUGGCGUGCCAUUUAUUACACCGCUAUGGGUACUGCCUGCGACAUCCUCUCGAACAACGCGGGUCAUUACGCUUCUUGGCCCAUGUGGAAAAGACAGUGGGUUGGCGGACGCGAUGGAUGAUACGCGAGCUGGAGAAACAGUGGAGUGAGCUGCGGGGACUGGACACGUGGGGAGAAAGCCAUGACUAG
Molecule: messenger RNA, 2976 nt
Organism: Aspergillus udagawae
Lineage: Eukaryota; Fungi; Ascomycota; Eurotiomycetes; Eurotiales; Aspergillaceae
Product: ribosome biosynthesis protein RRB1
Exons: 8
Coding region: 1-2976 (991 amino acids)
Molecular function (GO): protein binding
Source: RefSeq, a predicted model, not a curated record